UGUGUGUGUGUGUGUGUGUGAAAGAGAGGGUAAAAGACUCGCAGAGAGAACCACCACCAGGUUCCUUUUUACUUUUGUUUGUUUAUAAGCAGACAUUUUCAAAUAAUUACACUUUUCUUCCCAACUUUGUUGCAAAUAAGAUAAAAAGUCUGAACACAAACAGGAAGGAGUGAAGAAAAGGAUCAGCAUGGAUGUUCAGGCUGCGUUCGCCGUCCUCCUCAUGUUCGCCGCCACCGUCAACGCUGAUGGGGAGGCCAGCGCUAGCUUCAGGGGAAGUGAAGUCACACUGACCUGUCCCUUCGAUGGAGCUUGGUACGACAAAGACACAAAGCUGAGCGAGACAGAUGCUUACACCUUUCAGUAUGAAGUCCCAGUCCAGUACGACUGUAAAACCUCUACAGGGAGGCUGUACCAGUUCUAUGUGAGAGGAUUAGCGUGUGACAACUGCUUUGAACUGGAUGCGUUUCUCUUCAUCGGGAUGGUCACUGCAGAUGUGAUCGUGUCAACAGUCCUGAUGAUAAUAAUCUACAGAUGCAACAGGAAGACCAGCUCAGAUGCUGCUCCUCAUCCUGCUAAAUCACCUGCUAAAGCACCUGGACGGGCCUCGCCUAUUCCACAUCCUGACUACGCGCCACUGAACCCAAACACUCGAUCGAUGGGCACUUACUCCACCGUGGUGACCAAGAUGGGAUAGAGACGAGACACCUGAGGAACAUUCUAGAGUCCCGGAGCUUGUUGGCAUCUCAUCUACUUCCUGUGGAAAUGGAACGGUUGUAGAAUCUGGAAGCAUGGCUCUUUGUUUAUUAGCAUUCCUCCUGCUCUGUUUAUUUACAGCUUUAGAAGGAUGAUUUAAAUCUGUUAUAGGUUUAUGCUAUUUUAGGCAGAAUUAUAAUUCCAGCUGAUGAAUAUCAUUAGAGUUGGUAGCUACAGCAUCAGUGGGACGGGUGUAUUUACUGAAACAGACCAUUAACUCUGAUUUUUAAUCAUUCAUAUGGAGCAUGAUAUGUGACGUGAGGAAGUACAAUAAUUAUAGUGUUACGGGUCAUGGUGUUUUAUAGACUGAUUGGGUUUGGUUAGAGCAUCACAAACGGUGAAGGCCGAUCAACUCUUAAUGUGGGAAACCAAACUGUUAGCAGCAGGAAGUCGUAGAAGGAGGACGUCCAGCAUGAUUUGUUAUUUUCAUUCUAUCUUUUGUGGCCAUAAAACCAGACUAUUACAACAGGAACGAUGAGUUUAGCAGCUUCUCUGGCUGUUUUCUCUACAUGAUGCUUUUUUCCUGCUUAAAAAUGUUUUGGUUUAGUUUUCUAUUAAAGCUGUUCUGUUUGUUGUUCAUCUAGAAGUGUCUUGUGUCUGUAACACAUCACCAAUAAACUAAAGCAUAAGCCA
Messenger RNA from Nothobranchius furzeri (turquoise killifish), 1386 nucleotides. Its product is annotated as T-cell surface glycoprotein CD3 epsilon chain. Gene Ontology annotation, cellular component: external side of plasma membrane; alpha-beta T cell receptor complex. Gene Ontology annotation, molecular function: transmembrane signaling receptor activity. NCBI's taxonomy places the organism in Eukaryota, Metazoa, Chordata, Actinopteri, Cyprinodontiformes, Nothobranchiidae. The record is from RefSeq and is a predicted model, not a curated record. Gene Ontology annotation, biological process: cell surface receptor signaling pathway; positive thymic T cell selection.